AGCUAUCCAUGUUCGGGCAAACUGAGAGUGUGCCAUGUAGUCGAGUACCAGUAAUGGUUUGAGAGCGCAAUAAUUGCGCGAAGAUAAGUCCUUACAUGAGUCCAAAAAUGAAAUUCCUGCAAACUCGCCGUAUAGCACAAAAUAUAUGAAGCCACACGUAUAUUUUUGGCACUCACUGUACCGUGCUUGUGCAACGGAAAAAAAAUGUAAUUCGUUUUCCCACCGAACUGGCAACACUGCCACGGGGCCGGCUGUCAAACACGCUGUUUGUUUACAUUACAUUUAACUACCAGCUUCUCCUGUGGCUAUUAGCGAGUGUGCUGUUCAGCUGGCAUUUUUCUGUGUUCUAGUGCGUCGUUUUUAGUCGUGCUUCGAUAAAAAAGAUAUAAAACAACGGCUUGUUCAACCCCGCUGACGGGAAAGUGUUAAGAAUUGUGCAACAAAUCGGUGUGCAUCGGUGUGUGUGCGUGUACGAAAGCAUCCAAACAACCCGUCGAACAAGCCGGCAGGCAUCAUCUUCGCAUCGGGAAAUAAAAGCCCCCACUUCACAGGUUCCGCAAAACACGCUGCCCCUAGGCGUGUGAGAUACAGCAACAGCAGCAGCAGCAGACAGCCGCCAUCGACCCCCCGAACACAGAGUACACGUACACAGACGCGGCGAGAGUUGAGAAUUCCCACCAGCAGAGGCAUCAACCACGAUUCACGAAACGAACGUGAACGAAUCGUGACAUAAUCCGUCACAUACGCCACGCCACGUUGAGCAAACGUCGUACAAAGUUUCGUACAGUGCCAGGUUCGCAACAAAAGACACCACCAAACGCGCGCCAAAGUUGAUCCAGCGGACGAAUUUUCUGUGCAGCCAAAAAGACAGAAAAAAACACACACACAGGAUGGAGUUUGAUUCCGGUUCCGCUGAGCUGAACCAACGAAUAGACGAAUGGUUGCGCUGGGAUAAGAACGAGAAGAAUUCGCAAGAGAUACGCGAUCUGGCCGGGCGCGGUGAUUGGAAGGUGCUGGGCGAUCGGUUGCUGCAACGGCUCACGUUCGGUACGGCCGGUUUGCGUGGUGUGAUGCAGGCCGGGUUUAAUGCGAUGAACGAUCUGGUGGUGAUACAGUCGGCGCAAGGUUUGGCCAAGUAUUUGCUGCAGUGCUAUCCGACGGUGGAGGAACGGUCGCGUGGCGUCGUGCUGGGAUACGACGGGCGGUACAACAGCAAAAGAUUUGCCGAGCUAAGUGCUUGCGUUUUCCUGAACGAAAACAUUCCCGUCUGGCUGUACAGUCGCACGGUCGCGACACCGUUCGUCCCGUUUGCCGUGCUGGAGCUAAAAUGUUUGGCCGGCAUCAUGGUGACGGCGUCCCACAACCCGAAGGAAGACAACGGUUACAAGGUGUACUGGACGAACAGUGCCCAGAUCAUACCGCCGCACGACAAGAACAUACAGACCUCAAUUAUGGAGAAUCUGGAACCGCUCGAAACGUCCUGGAACCUGGAGCUGCUGCUGUCGGACAAACUUAACGACCCGUACGACCAGAUGGUGGAGCUGUACUUCCGCAAACUGCAAGCGAACGUACCGCGGCCCUUCAUCACCGACUACAACGCCGCCAGUCCGCUCCGGUUCGUCUAUUCCGCCAUGCACGGCGUUGGCUAUCCGUUCGUGGUGAAAGCGUUCGAGUGUGCCCGGUUGCCGGCGGUCAUUGCCGUACCGGAGCAGCGUGAUCCCGAUCCGGAGUUUCGCACGGUAAAGUUCCCGAACCCGGAGGAGGGCAAAUCGAGCCUGGUGCUGUCGAUGCAGCUCGCCAACGAAACCGGAUGCGACGUGAUACUGGCUAACGAUCCGGACGCGGAUCGGUUGGCCUGUGCCGAAAAGGAUGCCAACGGUGAAUGGCGCGUUUUCAGCGGGAACGAGCUCGGCGCACUGUUGGGCUGGUGGGCAAUCCGAUGCUACCGGGAACAGUAUCCGGACCGGAGUCUGUCCGAUUGCUAUCUGAUAGCGAGCACGGUCAGCAGCAAGAUGUGCCGCUCGAUUGCGAACGUGGACGGGCUGCACUUUAUCGAAACGCUGACCGGAUUCAAGUGGAUGGGCAAUAAAUCGGUGGAACUGCUCGCCCAGGGUAAAACCGUCCUGUUCGCAUUCGAGGAAGCGAUCGGGUUCAUGUUUUCACCGACCGUACUCGACAAGGAUGGCGUCAGCGCCGCCUGCCAUCUUGCCACGAUGGCUUGCUAUCUGCGGGCCACCUCGAACCAAUCGUUAGCCGACAAGCUAAACGAAUUGUACGACAUUUACGGGUUUCACUGUACGUUCGCAUCGUACCACUUCUGCUACGAACCGCCAGUCAUCGAGCGGAUCUUCAAGCGCAUCCGGAACAUGGAAAAGGACGGCCAGGAAGACCAACGCUAUCCACGAUCGAUUGCCGGCGGUCGGUUUAAGAUAGCGGACGUGCGGGAUCUUACCACCGGGUACGAUUCCUCCCAGCCGGACGGCCUUGCCGUACUGCCGACGAGCAAAAGCUCUCAGAUGAUAACGUUUUCGUUUGAAAAUGGAGCCGUCGUUACGUUGCGUACGAGCGGAACGGAGCCGAAAGUCAAAUAUUAUGCCGAAAUGUGUGCCCAGCCAGGACAACGUGACUGGAACGGUUCGAAGGCAACACUUCGCGAGAUGGUGGACUGCAUUGUGGAGGAAUUGCUGCAGCCGAAGGAAAAUAAUCUCACCCCACGAUCCGACUAAAGCGGUUCACAAACGGGAUGCUGUUCCGAUCAUUCCGUUGCGGUACACUGGUUUGAGUGUACGCGUAUAGCUACAGCUCGUGUACAGCAGGCUGUAAUCUCGAAUGGAAGACGAACCGAAACCCGAAGGAGGAGAAGCUCACCGAGGCAUGCACUAAUUGACAAUUAUUAUUUUACUGUAACUACUUCCUUUUAGAAGGGUCUGAUAUCUCUAGCUGCUUCAGAUUCAG
Molecule: messenger RNA, 2955 nt
Organism: Anopheles stephensi (Asian malaria mosquito)
Lineage: Eukaryota; Metazoa; Arthropoda; Insecta; Diptera; Culicidae
Gene: Pgm2a
Product: phosphoglucomutase-2
Exons: 9
Coding region: 891-2726 (611 amino acids)
Biological process (GO): carbohydrate metabolic process; purine ribonucleoside salvage
Molecular function (GO): phosphopentomutase activity; magnesium ion binding
Source: RefSeq, a predicted model, not a curated record